AUGGCAUUUUCUCCUCGGAAAACGAUAUCAAAUUUUACCAACACUACUGCCAACAGAGGAACUGAGGCCAAAGAAAUAGAAAUCGCUAAUACACGAUUAGACGUGGAGCCGAGCCGGUGCAGGGCGGCUGGUGACGCUACCAGCUCGCCGCCCGCCACGGACUCGUCUGCUUCCUACGUACAAGUGGUGGUUCAGAAGCAAAAACACGGAUCUCGUCGCUUGCCCCUCGCAUCGAGUCCCACUCCGCCAGAACUCAAUCUCCCGGUUCAAAGGACUAAAAAUAAUUUUUGGCGAAGGAUGAGCAACAUCGCUUCUGGGAGAGAAGAGUAUUGGUCUGAAGAAGGGCCGGAUCGGCUAGAGGUGUACCCGUUCGAGCGAGGCUGCGAGGUGCUUUGGUCGCGCUCGGCCGCUCGGGUCACGCACGUGGAGCGGCUGGGCCGCGCGCUCUCCGGGCCUGCCGGACGGUCCUUCGGAAUGAGAUAUCGUAAGCUAAGCGGUAGGAAGACAAGUAAGAACACCACUGCCGUCAGGUGCGCGCUGUCGGCGGCGCGCGCGGCGGUGUGCGGCGCCGUGCAAGCGCUAGCGGACGAGGCGCUGAAGCCGGCGCUGGCGCUGGGCUACAACGCGCUGGCGCGGCCGCCGCUGGUGCUGGCGGCGCAGCUGGCGGCGGCGGCGCGCGACGCGCUGCGCCCGCUGUGGCUGGCGCUCGCCGACGCGGCCGAGCCGCUGGCGCGCCUGCUCGCCAACCUGCGCCUGGUGCACGUGGAGACUCGAUGUGCGUGCCCACAUAACGUAUAG
Zerene cesonia (dogface butterfly) is the source of this 798-nucleotide messenger RNA. RefSeq lists its product as uncharacterized. The coding region runs from base 1 to 798 and encodes 265 amino acids. The record is from RefSeq and is a predicted model, not a curated record. NCBI's taxonomy places the organism in Eukaryota, Metazoa, Arthropoda, Insecta, Lepidoptera, Pieridae. The transcript has 6 exons.